GCCUCAGCCGGCGCUGAGGGAGAGGAAGGUCGGUUGCCAUCCUGGGCUAUGGCGACGGAGGGCUCAGGUCCCUCUCGGUCCAGCGCCACGGCUGCCUCCCUCAGCAGCAACUGCCGGUGAAGGAAAUAAGUGAAGUUGUUAAAAAUUAAUUUAGCCAGCCAUGGAGCUAGCUCACAGUUUAUUAUUAAAUGAAGAGGCUUUGGCUCAGAUCACAGAAGCAAAGCGACCAGUUUUCAUUUUUGAAUGGCUGAGGUUUCUUGACAAAGUCCUUGUAGCUGCUAACAAGACGGAUGUAAAAGAAAAACAAAAAAAGCUUGUUGAACAGUUAACUGGUCUUAUCAGCAGUUCUCCUGGGCCACCUACCCGGAAAUUACUUGCUAAAAAUCUUGCUGCUCUGUACAGCAUUGGAGACACCUUUACUGUAUUUCAGACUCUUGAUAAGUGCAACGACAUUAUCAAAAGUAAAGAUGAUACUUCUGCCUACUUACCAACCAAACUCACUGCAGUGGCAUGUGUUGGAGCCUUUUAUGAAAAGAUGGGGAGAAUGCUGGGCAGUUCUUUUCCAGAAACAGUUAACAAUCUAUUAAAAUCCUUGAAAAGUGCUGAGUCACAAGGCCGGAGUGAAAUAUUAAUGAGUUUACAAAAAGUCUUAAGCGGGCUGGGUGGUGCAGCAGCUUCUUGCCACCGUGAUAUUUACAAAAAUGCUAGAUCUCUCCUGACAGACAGAGCCAUGGCUGUUCGAUGUGCAGUAGCUAAGUGCUUACUGGAACUACAAAAUGAAGCUGUAUUUAUGUGGACAGCAGAACUAGAAAAUGUAGCCACUCUUUGUUUUAAGGCUCUGGAAAACUCAAAUUAUGGUGUACGAGUUGCAGUAUCCAAACUUUUGGGGACAGUUAUGGCUACAGCACUGAUACCAAAACAAGCAGCAGUGAUGCGGCAGAAUGUGAAGCGAGCUACACUGGAAGAAGUCUUGGAACUCAUGGCCACCGGUUUUCUGCGAGGGGGAUCUGGAUUCUUAAAAAGUGGUGGUGAAAUGUUAAAAGUUGGAGGAUCUGUCAACCGAGAAGUACGAGUUGGAGUUACUCAGGCCUAUGUUGUCUUUGUCACGACACUAGGAGGUCAGUGGCUGGAGCGAAAUUUUGCUACAUUCUUGUCUCAUGUACUGGAUCUGGUUUCUCACCCUCGUGCAACUCAGACUCAUGUAGAAGCUGUGUACUCUCGAAGAUGUGUCUCUUUUAUCCUCAGAGCAACUGUAGGCAGUUUAUUGGGAGAGAAAGCACAAAUUGCUGCAGCCAAAGAUAUUUGCCAGGCUAUUGGUAAACAGAUGAAAGCAGUAGAAGCUGUUGUAAAUGAUGCUAAUACUGAAAAUAAAUCAGGAGCAGCUGAUGUUUCUGCAAGUCAGCAUGUAAUGGUUUGCGCCCUUCAGGAGCUUGGGAGUCUCGUUCAGAGCCUGAAUGCAACUGCAUCACCUCUUAUUCAAGAACCUUCUAUAGGAUUGCUUGAGACUGUAACUUCAGUUCUUCUUCAUCCCAGUAUGGCUGCUCGACUUGCAGCUGCGUGGUGCUUGCGCUGUGUAGCUGUGGCCUUGCCUUUCCAGUUGACUCCUUUCUUAGACCGAUGUGCAGAAAGGCUCAACAACCUGAAGACAUCACCAGAAGCUGUUAGUGGUUACAGUUUUGCAAUGGCUGCUUUAUUGGGUGGAGUUCAUCAGUGUCCUUUAGGCAUUCCUCACGCGAAAGGAAAGAUGGUUGUUAGUAUUGCUGAGGAUCUCUUACGAACUGCGGCACAGAAUAGUAGAUUAUCCUUACAGCGAACUCAAGCUGGAUGGCUUUUGCUUGGUGCUUUAAUGACUCUAGGUCCUUCAGUUGUUCGUUACCAUCUUCCCAAGAUGUUGUUACUGUGGCGAAAUGUGUUUCCCCGUUCUCUAAAGGAGCUAGAAGCAGAGAAAGCUCGUGGAGAUUCUUUUACAUGGCAAGUAACGCUGGAAGGACGUGCAGGAGCUCUCUGUGCUAUGAGGAGUUUUGUUGCUCACUGUCCUGAGCUUCUAACGGAAGAUGUUAUUCGAAAACUGAUGACCCCUAUAGAAUGUGCUAUGACUAUGAUGUCUCACAUUCCCUCUGUAAUUAAGGCCCAUGGAGCUCAUCUGAAGGCUAGUGCAGCAAUGGUCCGAUUAAGGCUUUAUGACAUUUUGGCUUUGUUACCACCAAAAACAUAUGAAGGAUCAUUUAAUGCACUACUUCGGGAGCUAGUGGCAGAAUUUACUCUGACAGACAACUCUGCUAAUACUACUACCUCCUUACUGAGAUCACUUUGUCAUUAUGAUGACAGUGUUCUUCUUGGUUCCUGGCUACAAGAAACUGAUCAUAAAUCCAUUGAAGAUCAGCUCCAGCCAAACAGUGCUUCUGGAAGCGGUGCCCUAGAACAUGACCCAUCUUCCAUUUACUUGCGCAUCCCUGCUGGUGAAGCUGUGCCUGGUCCUCUUCCUUUGGGAGUAUCAGUCAUCGAUGCUUCGGUUGCUCUGUUUGGAGUAGUUUUCCCUCAUGUUUCCUACAAACACAGGCUACAGAUGUUGGAUCAUUUUGCAGAAUGUGUCAAGCAGGCCAAAGGUGUUCGUCAGCAAGCUGUGCAACUUAAUAUUUUUACUGCUGUUCUCAGUGCAUUAAAGGGCUUAGCUGAGAAUAAAAGUACGUUAGGACCAGAAGAAGUUCGCAAGUCUGCAUUGACAUUAGUUAUGGGAGCUCUUGACAAUCCUAAUCCCAUUCUAAGAUGUGCAGCAGGUGAAGCUCUUGGGAGAAUGGCACAGGUAGUUGGAGAAGCCACAUUCAUUGCCAGGAUGGCUCAGUAUAGCUUUGACAAGCUAAAAUCUGCUAGAGAUGUUGUAUCGAGAACAGGCCAUUCCUUGGCUCUUGGCUGUCUCCAUCGUUAUGUUGGAGGCAUUGGAUCUGGUCAACACUUGAAAACCAGUGUUAGUAUUCUCUUAGCACUGGCACAAGAUGGAACUUCUCCUGAGGUUCAGACAUGGUCACUCCACUCACUUGCUUUAAUAGUAGAUUCUAGUGGACCAAUGUAUCGUGGAUAUGUAGAGCCCACUCUGUCUUUGGUUCUCACCUUGCUUCUGACAGUGCCUCCAUCACACACAGAGGUUCAUCAGUGCUUGGGCCGAUGUUUAGGAGCUAUAAUAACAACAGUUGGUCCUGAGCUGCAAGGUAAUGGAGCCACUGUUUCUACAAUCCGCUCCUCGUGUCUGGUGGGAUGUGCAAUUACACAAGAUCAUUCAGACUCUCUGGUUCAGGCAGCUGCCAUUUCCUGCCUCCAGCAACUUCACAUGUUUGCACCACGACAUGUUAACCUUUCCAGUCUUGUUCCCAGUCUUUGCGUUCAUCUGUGCAGCUCCCACCUCCUACUGCGUCGGGCUGCAGUAGCAUGUCUGAGACAGCUUGCUCAGAGAGAAGCAGCAGAAGUAUGUGAAUAUGCCAUGAGCUUAGCUAAAACUUCUGGAGAAAAAGAAAGUAAUGGGAUGAACGUUAAUUCUUUUGCUCCAGGACCUGCAUUCCGAAGGGAUAUUCAUGGUCGACAUCAAGGAAUUAAUAUCACAGAGACUGGACUAGAGGGAGUUCUUUUUGGGAUGUUGGAUCGGGAAACAGAUCGGAAAUUGUGCUCUGAUAUUCAUGAUACUUUGGGACAUAUGCUUUCAUCUCUGGCAGUGGAAAAACUCUCUCACUGGCUACGGUUAUGCAAAGAUGUCCUUGCAGCAUCCAGUGAUAUGACUACUACAGUUCCAUUGGGAGGUGAAAAAGAUGAAGAUGCAGAAAAAAAGGAUGAAAUGGAUGAUGAUAUGAUGUUUACAACACUGGGUGAAGAAGACAAAUCAAAGCCUUCAGUGGCUCCUCGAUGGGCUACUCGAGUAUUUGCUGCUGAUUGCCUCUGUCGAAUUAUCAUUCUGUGUGAAAAUGCACACAAAGCCCACUUUGAUCUUGCUCUGGCCCGUUCAGCCAAACUCAGAAACCCCAAAAAUGACCUUCUAGUGCUUCACCUCUCAGAUCUUAUCCGCAUGGCUUUUAUGGCGGCAACUGACCAUAGCAACCAGUUGCGAAUGGCUGGUCUCCAAGCACUUGAAGACAUUAUCAAGAAAUUUGCAGCUGUUCCUGAACCUGAGUUCCCAGGCCAUGUGAUUCUAGAGCAGUAUCAGGCUAAUGUUGGAGCUGCUUUAAGGCCAGCUUUCUCACCGGAUACCCCUUCAGAUAUAACAGCAAAAGCUUGUCAGGUGUGUAGCACUUGGAUAGGAAGUGGCGUGGUAAGUGACCUGAACGAUCUUCGGCGUGUUCACAACCUUCUAGUCUCUUCUCUGGAUAAAGUACAAACAGGAAAGGGUUCUUCCAGCCAACUUUACAGGGAAAGUGCAACUACUAUGGAAAAACUGGCCGUACUCAAAGCAUGGGCUGAGGUGUAUGUUGUGGCUAUGAAGAUUAAAAAAGAAGCAGAGACUAAACCAAAGAAAGCCAUGAAGAAUGGGGGUGAUGAUGACGACGAUGACUAUGGCACAGCUGAUGAGCUGCCACCAGACAGUUUAAUAACCCUUGUGCAACCAGAGCUCCCUGCUCUUAGUCGCCUGUGGUUGGCUGCACUUAAAGACUAUGCUCUUUUGACUUUACCAGCAGAAUUUGCAAGUCAGCUUCCUCCAGAUGGUGGAGCAUUCUACACUCCAGAGACAAUUGAUACAGCUAGACUGCAUUACCGCAAUUCAUGGGCUCCAAUUCUACAUGCUGUUGCGCUGUGGUUAAACAGUGCAGGAUUUAAUGCUUCUGAAACUACAGAAGAUGCAUCAGCAGGAAUAACUAAUCCACAAAAUCAUGCCACAUCCAUUAUGUUAAACCCAGCACCUGGAACACCACCUUCCACCAAACCUUUGCAAGAAAUAAACAAGGAUAGAAUGCACUUGAUUUUGGGUGUUAGUAUACAGUUCCUCUGUUCUCCUCGACCAGAAGAGCCUGUUGAACAUGUUACAUCCUGUUUAGAAGCACUGCAUACUUUACUGGAUUCCGCUUGUGCUAGAACCCAUAUUGCAGAGGAUCAGCUGCUUGGUGUUGAACUUCUCAGUGUGCUUCAUCGACUCCUGUUGACCUGCAAUCCUCCUUCAGUCCAGCUACUAGUGACAGGUGUGGUGCAGCAGAUUAUAAGGGCAGCUCAGGACCAUUUGCAAGAAAAAAGAAACACACUGAAUGAAGAAGAUGUAAAGGAAAAAGACAUUAACACCAUAGUGGGUGAAGGAGGAGAAAGUGGGGGUCUUGUACCUGGCAAAUCUCUUGUAUUUGCUGCCAUGGAGCUGCUGAUGUUUAUCUUAGUGCGACACAUGCCACAUCUGAGCACAAAAAUGUCAGACUCUCCAAGUCAUCUCUCUAGCAGAACCCAGCUCCCAGAAGAAAGUGCUCGCCUUGUGGCUGCCACUGUUUCCAUUCUGUCUGAUCUGCCUACUCUCUGCUCCCCUGCUGGAUGCAUGACUAUAUUGCCCACAAUCUUAUUUCUGGUAACACAAGUGUUGAAAGAUACUGCUGUAAAAACAGUAGGAAAUCAGGUUCCUUUGCCAGUCACUGCAGCACUUCAAGGACUGAAAAAUAUUGUUACUCUUCCAAUGGGUGUAAAUGGAGAAAUUCACAAACAGUGGACAAAUCUUAUCCGCAGCACUCUGGCUUCCAUCUUAGAUUACUCUCAGCCAGAGGCUUCAAAGCCUAUUUUAGAUGAAGUAAGCAUACUUACAGCUGUUGCACUAUUCCUUUGGUCUGCAAGCACAGAAAUAAUUGGAGUGCAGUCAUUACAGAAUGGCUGCAUGAACAGAUUCAAAACAGCACUGAAUUCUCCUGAUCCUUGGGUUCAGGCCAAAUGCUACCAGCUUCUACUUUCUGUAUUUCAACACAACAACCGUGCCCUCUCAACCCCAUAUAUCCAUUCAUUGGCACCGAUAAUGGUUGAGAAACUGAAGAGUGUAGAGAAGAACCGCCCAAACAACAAAACAGAACUUCUAGCAAUCCAGGAGGGAAUUAAAGCCCUUGAAACACUUGUUGCUCUUGGUGAAGAACAAAACAGAGUCCACUUGCUUGCUCUUCUUGUUCCCACCCUCAUAUCAUAUUUAUUGAAUGAAAGUGCUUUCUCUUCUGCAUCUGUGGUAUCCAAAGAACUGCAUGAGUUUGCCCUCCAAGAUCUAACCCGCAUUGGACCUCUCUAUCCUCAUGCAUUCAAGACAGUAAUGGGAGCAGCCCCUGAAUUGAAAACACGGCUGGAAACUGCAGUGCGUGCAAGUCAGGCAAGCAAAGCAAAGGCAGCUGCCAGGCAACCACCACCCACAGUACAUUCCACUCCAACAAUUAAACUCAAAACUAGCUUUUUCUGAUUUAUUCCUGUCGGAACCAAUCAUAAAAUUGAUCACCAAGCAAUGCAUCAUUCCUUUUGUAUUGCUUAUAGCACUCUGUAUUUUUCCUUGUUUGUCAUAACUGUCCACUAGAGGUUAUGUGUUACAUGAUUUGAAAUCUGUGCAUUAGAAGAGAUAUAAUAUUAUCUGUAUGUACAUACUUUUUAUGAAAUAGAAUAAGUUUGAUCAUGCAUAUGAGUCUGUGUUAAACUAUCACCUGUGAUAAAGUGUUUUGUGUGGCACUUGUCUUUAUUUUUAGAAUGUUGAUGUGCUCAAGUGAAGUGUAUUAUUUUAGAAGCUUGCUGAUUAGGUAAGGUUGCUGACAUGUUGCAGGGGGAGUAGAAAAUCAGUGUUAAUUGCCAUUCUCACUGAAAAUCUCAGGUGGCUUAAUGCAUUUUUUGUACUGACAAAACAGUAACUGCAAUUGUAUCAAUAUCGUACCUCCUGUAGUAUUUUUAAAAAGAGUAGGUGACAGCCAUUUAGCUAUAUUAAUAAACUGCAACAAACCUGACAGGUUGAGAUUCUAGGUAAAUGGAGACAUUUCUCUCCUCUGUUGGAUAAGACAGACCCCUUGGCUAUAUCUGGAACAUAUCAUUUAUUCCACUGAAUCACUGUGCAUGAGUUCACCCUCUGGUUAAGUAAAUAUCUGUAUUCCAAUCUCAAGGAAUAGGAUCUAGGAAGGCUUGAGCCUUAAUACUGCUGUAGAUAUUAAGCAACCAAAUAACAUUUUGUUUUCAUGCCAAUACAUUUUCUCUGCUGAGACCAGAAGGGUUUGUUAUAUUAUGCUGACUUGAGAUUUGCCCUUCAGAAGGUAUUGUCCUGAUUUAGUGUAAAAUCCUUGUGCCUGAAAGUGAAAUGAAAUCCAGAACUGUACUUCUUACACAAUCUCUUACACAUUGGGGCGAAACAGUCACGUGGAAGGGGUGGCUUGAAGCCUCCCUUUCUAAAGACAAAUUGGGGCAGCAGUGAACACAUGCUGCAGCCCCAAUCUGUUUUGCUUUCGACCAGAGAAAAAGUGGCUUUUCCUACUCCCGCCACAGCUUCAAGUCACUCCAGCAGUGUGCAGUGUAUAAAUGCCAUGUUCCUAGAGUGCCUUGAAGCCGCUCACAUUUGGGUGGCCGCUCAACAUCCAACAUGGCUUGAAAGGGCCGCCUGUUCUGGCCCAUUGUUUGAUUGGAUCUUCUGUAGUAGUUCAUUGGAUGGUGCAGCUGCCACACUUUCUUUUAUUUCAUUUCUGGGUCCAACCCAGUAUAUUUAGGGUACAGUUGUGGCUGUGAUCAGUCAGUGUUUUCUCUAGAGCUGGUAAAAUUCUUUAAAAAAAAAAUAUUUGACAAUGUUACAGCAUAACACUCUAAUAUUAGAGCUGGUGAAAUUCUUAAGACUGUUCAUAAGAAAAAAAAAACACCAAAUCAAGCACUACUUCCUAUAUUGUUCACAUUUAGGCCAACUCUAAUUCUCAUAUGAGUAUUUCUGCACAAUGUUAUCAUCUAGUGAUAGCAGGAAGGAUAAUUCCAUCCAUCUAUCAGAAUUUUGCUAAACGUUUACAUAUUCCCUCUCAACCUGGUCUGUUAAGACUGCUGACUAUGGUAGUGCAUGGAGGGGAAAACUGCAGUCUGAGACACCUCCUCCCCUUUCCAUUUUAUCAGUUACUAGCUUAUUUCACAACUAACGGUAGGGGUAUUUCAGUCAUAUCUUCCAUUUUAAACAACAGUUCUUCUUAAACAAUCUCAUGUAGUACAGUGCUAGGGUAUUCUCCCACUCCACCCCCCCAAUACUCCAGGGACUGGUACCAUAUUUGUGCUCAUUGGCUAUGACUUUUCUUUCCUGGUAAUCCACCUCACACCAGCACUGCUCCAUAGACUACCACUUUGAAUAACACUAUUGUAUAAGACACAUUAGCAAUUAGAAGAGAAUGUCAUUUGUACUAGUUAAGUAGAUACCCUUGGAUAAUGAAAUAAAUAUUUUGUGUCUUCAGUCGUUUAAAGAAAAGGACAAGGAACUACAACAGCUUCAUUGGUUAUCAGGCUCUACUGUUUCACAAAGGAACCUUGCUUUCCUUUGAUAAAAUUAGAACAGAACCUUUAAGUGAAGGGUCUCUGUACAUAUAUUCAUUGAGUAUCAACACUAAGCCUGUUGUCCAAGCUUUGUACAACUUCCAUUGGAUCCAAACAGAGACCUUUUCACACUACUAGUUGAGGACUGUCUGGUUUGCAGUCUUUACACAAGUUCACCUCUCUAGUUAAAGAAUUUACUGAAGGGCAAGGCUGUUUUAUAGCCAUAAAUUCCUGAACUGUUUGCAAUGAAAAUAUGGGGGUUGUUGAAUUAUUUUAAAAAUUGAACAAGUUUUUUAAUGGACAAAUUUAUAAUACAAACUUUAAAUUACUUCUCAGUUCCUGAUUAUUUAAAAAAAAGUUCCCCCAACUGGCUGACUGAAUGAUCUAUUAUUGUACUUUAAAGAUGUUAAAGCUGGAGUAUGUAAAUUUGAACUUUGUGGUCUACAAAGAUGGCAAAUACCAUUGACAUGAGAAGAGUCUGUAACUUGAAUAUAUGCUUGAAUAUAUAGAUAGGAGUACAUCCAGCCUUAGCAAAAUACAUGUAGGACAUAGGGGACUGGAUCUGAUUGUAACAGCAACACCUAAUGCCAAAAUACUUAACUGGAAGGAGAGGUUUGUGACGGUGCUGUGUGUAGGCCUGUGUCCGUUGCCUUUCACUGUCUCUGGCAUAUAUCUUUGUUCCAUUCCUUCUGCAUAUAGGAACAUUUCAAAUCUCCAGGCACUAUCCUUAUGUCUAUGAACAUUCCAUCCUCAUCCUACCUACUAAAGUUCCAGUAUCAGUAUUUUUACACCUAUACACCUAAGUGAGCUUCAUGGCUCAGUAGGUGCUUGAACUUGGAUUUCCUAAAUCUCACUUUUUUGUAACACUACAAAACAGAGAGACAACAAAAACACUUGUUUUUAAUGGUGGAAGUGCCCAUAAUAAGGAAUUCAAUUUUUGUUUAUUGUUAAGCUAUGAUAUUUCAGUCUACUAAUCCCAGUUUUCUACUACCCCAAAAGUUGCAAGUAGAUUACCAGUAGACAUUUGCUUAGGGUAUGUGUGCUGACACAAUACUGGCUGCACCUCAUUGUUCAACAUGUUGGUAUGUUACAAAUCUGUACCUAGCGUGAACAUCCUUCAUCUAGGAUUAGAGUUUUGUAGACAAAAUGUUGUUUGAAACAGGAUGUGGCAUCUCAUUAUUUAGAGUGAUUAGAUUUUUACAAAUGGAUUGUGAUGAGCUCCAAAUGGGUCUUUCUAGACAGGAACAAUGGCAUUAAAAUGAUAAGCAAAAUUCAAUUUAAUCACAGUGAUGCACACAAGUGUGUGCAUAAAUAUCUCCAUUUAAUAUAUAUGCAUAAUUGGGGUCUGAGCUGACGAUAGCUGACCAAGAAAGGAAACUGGAAUGAUUGUGGACACUUCAAUAAAAAAUGUUAACCCA
This is a messenger RNA of Sceloporus undulatus (fence lizard), 9875 nucleotides long. It is a transcript of the gene HEATR5B, whose product is annotated as HEAT repeat containing 5B. The record is from RefSeq and is a predicted model, not a curated record. NCBI's taxonomy places the organism in Eukaryota, Metazoa, Chordata, Lepidosauria, Squamata, Phrynosomatidae. Gene Ontology annotation, cellular component: endocytic vesicle; membrane; Golgi apparatus. Gene Ontology annotation, biological process: endocytosis; intracellular protein localization; retrograde transport, endosome to Golgi.